AUGGCUCAUGUCAUUCACGAAGUCUUUGACAGCUCUCGUGUGAUUUCGAAUUACUUUGUCACUGGAUCGGAGGGAUAUCUGAUCUACACCGAGCUGACGAAGAAAGAGCCCGUGCAGAGCUUUCUGCAUUUGAGAAAGAUCAAAACUGAUCGAGACUCUUCAGAAAUACAGUAUCGUUUGAAUGUUCCUGCAUAUCAUUUAGAAUCUUUUCAAGCUAAGAUCCAAGUUGUAAAUGUUACUCAUGUUACGAGAAGUAGGUUGGAGAAUAGUUUUGUUCUUCUUGUUAAUGAGGGUGACGGACUACAGCUUAUUAAAUUUGAAAAUCUGUUCAAGGACGGCUGUACAAAGCGUGCUACUUUAGAGCCAAACAAGUGGCGUCACACUGAAGUAGGCGACAUGAUAACGUCUUUUUUCGCAUAUAAUACAAGAGGUCAGCAUCUACAAGUUGUUUAUUGCACUCGACUAGGUAGCGUCAAAAAACUAAGCUACGAUAUCACUACUUCUACGUUCCAGGAAAUCGAUGGGAUAAGAAAUGCAACAGGCGACAUUUUAAAUAGUUGUGCACCAUGCUAUGCUUUGGAUUUUUCUAAGAGCGAGAGUGUUGAAGUCCCUGAACUUCUCUUUUCAUGCUUUGAUAACAACGUGUAUGUUUACGAUAAAAAGCUGGAGAGAAUUGCUGUAGCAGACGUCUUCGACGAUAAUAAAACGCUGGUUUUUGCAGAAGGUGUCAUUGCAAAGAAAUAUAGCACGAAUGCGCUUAUAUUCUACGCAUGCAACAUUACAAACAGUGGAUGCCACCUUUUCAAAAAGAAUAUCAUGGGACAGUGGGAUCUAGUAGAGAUAUUUACAAGAGAUUUAUCUGUCGAAGAGAAAAGUCCCCUCGUAGACUGCCAUAUAUAUUGCAGUGGACGUACAAAGCUGACAAUAGUAUCUGGUAGUGAAAAUGGCAAAUUGUAUUCAUGGGAGUACGACUAUCUUGAUGAGGUUAUUGUCGAUACACAUGUCUUGGAGGUGGGUGCAUCAUACGACGUUGUUCAUUGCUUGCAAUCCAGAGAGGAUAAAAUAUACUACAUGCUGAAUAAGGAUACUAUAGGGUACACGCAUCGUAGUUAG
Molecule: messenger RNA, 1113 nt
Organism: Lachancea fermentati
Lineage: Eukaryota; Fungi; Ascomycota; Saccharomycetes; Saccharomycetales; Saccharomycetaceae
Source: the annotation of a GenBank genome assembly